GUCGGCUAUAAAGCCGGGUGACGCAACGCACCCGCCACAAGCGCGACUUUACGCAGCAGGAGACGCGACUUUACGGAGCUCCUUCUCACGCGACACCGGAGAGAUCUCACAGAAUGAUGCUGCAGCACCCGGGUCCCUCGCUGGCCGACAUCAGCUGCUCCGCCCUGGUGCCCUGCCUCUCCCCGCCGGGCUCCCUCACCCUGGACGACUUCACCAACUUCACCCCCCUCGUGAAGGAGGAGCUGCGCCUGGCCAUCCAGAGCAAGCGCCUCUCCAGCGGCCUCAGCGCCGACGUGAGCUCGGACGGCGCGAGCUCCGGCUCGGAGCGAGCCUCGGAGCGCCGCUCCGGUGGGUCCGGAGUCCGGAGAGAGGUCACACCUCAUGAGCACGAGAGGAGGAAGAGGAGGAGGGAGAGGAACAAAGUCGCUGCAGCCAAGUGCCGCAACAAGAAGAAGGAGAAGACGGAGACUCUGCAGCAGGAGUCGGAGAAGCUGGAGAGCGUCAACAGCGACCUGAAGGCUCAGAUCGAGGAGCUGAAGCAGCAGAAGCAGCAGCUGGUCUACAUGCUCAACCUGCACCGGCCGACCUGCAUCGUCCGGUCCCAGAACGGCCAGACGCCCGAGGACGAGAGGAACCUCUUCCUGCAACACAUCAAGGAGAGCACCUUGCAGCUCCACAGCGUCACCUCCACCACCACCACCUCCUCCGCCUGCACCUCCUCCUCGUCCGUGUCCCUCUCCUCGUUGUCGCCUCUCGACGGAGGAUUCCUGACCCUCGAUCACAUCCACUAUCCCGGUCACCUGUGAGCGAUCCGGCGGACACCUUCUUUUUCUUUUUCUUGCAAUGCCGCCGACCGGGGGGGCGUCGCAGAGAGGCCGGCUGGAGCCUCCGUAAGACUUGUCGUCCACGCCGUCCGGGAUGACUCCUCGGCCUCUCCUCUUCCACAACGCUGCUAUGAGAGACCUCAGCACCUCCCACUCCCUCGAAGCUGCCGCCCGGACAGGAAGCGUCCACGGCAGCUCCACAUGUAUUACGUUUGGAAACAUUACACACAAGGUCGUGGCCAAGGACAGAUGCCAAAGCGCUAACAAAAACACACACCAUCUCUUUUUGUUUUGUUUUAAAUUGUAUUUUUGAAUAGAUGAAAGUUCGAUUUUUGUACCGAAGUGUGAUUUCAAGGAGAUGGUUUAAAAAAAAAAAGGUUCAGCUGGACAAUGCUCCGACAAUGUUAUAUUUAUUGAGUUACUGUAUGACAUCCCUGUCUGCUCGGCCUUCGUUCUGGACCUGUCCUCCAGACGUUUCAGCUUGUUUCGUAUCAGCGGUCGCAGUUACAAAAAGGGAAAUGUACUUUGCGGGCAGGGUUUAUAGUUAUGCACAAAAAACAACAACAAUGUAAUCCUUUAUGCAGAUGACACUUUUUAUUAACAAGUGGACAUUUUUUCCGGCAAGCAAAACCGACCCUAAAGAACUUUAUUUAAUGGCUGCGUUCCUCUGAAGGAAAACUGAACCACCGUGUUGCUGUUUAUCUUCUGUGACGAGUGUUCUCGCAUAUCGGCUCAUGUCAAGUACCGAUUUGACACUAGCGCUCGAAAAAGGUUUUCAAAAAAAAGUCAAAAUUCCCUCUCUUAAUAGCUUUAUAUUGUGGAAAACGUCUUUAAAAAGACGCAUUCAUUCAAGUGUCUCUUCAAAACAGAGUUUUACAGGAUUACAUUUGAACAAAUCGCGUUAGAUGACAUUUUAAUUCACUCCAAAGUUAUGUUUUACUGAACGGAGCAUGAACGCAUCGUGAUCGUUGACUAACCCGCUUCAGGAUGUCUCAUCGUCCGGGAGACGGAUUGUUUCACCCCAGGUGUGUCGUACUCGUUUGCACACGUGCGGCACGGAUCAGGGAGCGAGUGAUGCGUCGUCGUUGUCAUGGUUACGACCCAAAGUAUCGAAUAUUGUAUCGACGUGUGCGUUAAUUCUGUGCUGCUGGAUGUAAACACCGGAUGCCUCUGGUCAGCACGGGAAAAAAAAGAUGGUUUAUUAAAAAUGAUAUAUUUUUGUCGUUAACUUGACAUCGUAAGUGACACGUUGAGCUGCGCGUUGUGAACUUUAUCUGUUAAUCCGGUUCAACCCAAACAACGCUCCCCUUUUCCCCUCUGUGGCCCUUUAAGAGAAAAGGGAAGCGGCGAACUUAAGGACAGAUAUGAGGAUGUUUUCUUGUUUAUUUCACUAAACACGGCGUCAACACAAAGUGAGCUAACGUCUGCGAGCCAGACGCUGAACCCCUCGUCGGGGAGCCUGAACAUUGAGCGUCCCGUUAGCGCCCGUUAGCGUCCCGUUAGCGCCUGUUAGCGUCCCGUUAGCUCCGGAGGAAGAACUCGUGCUGCACGUUGAGGACUGAAGUUGAUGUGUUAGAGUGGAAAGAGAAGGUUCAUAAAAGGACGCCGGCGUUCAGUGUGUUUGUUGUUUUUAUGGUUUAUGUCCCCUCAUGGCUCAUAGCUAAGAAGCACUGAGUUUGAUGCGUAUGUAUUUAAGUGUGCCUUCUUCCACUGGAGGCGGUCUUUGUGGGGUUUUUAUUUGUUUUGCAGCGUCGUGGCCUAAAAGGAAUAAACCGCACCGCUACUA
Cyclopterus lumpus (lumpfish) is the source of this 2610-nucleotide messenger RNA. RefSeq names its product activating transcription factor 3 (gene atf3). Gene Ontology annotation, cellular component: nucleus. The record is from RefSeq and is a predicted model, not a curated record. Bases 114 to 806 code for a protein of 230 amino acids. Gene Ontology annotation, molecular function: RNA polymerase II cis-regulatory region sequence-specific DNA binding; DNA-binding transcription factor activity, RNA polymerase II-specific. Gene Ontology annotation, biological process: regulation of transcription by RNA polymerase II. The transcript has 4 exons. Lineage: Eukaryota; Metazoa; Chordata; Actinopteri; Perciformes; Cyclopteridae.